Molecule: messenger RNA, 2047 nt
Organism: Cuscuta epithymum
Lineage: Eukaryota; Viridiplantae; Streptophyta; Magnoliopsida; Solanales; Convolvulaceae
Source: the annotation of a GenBank genome assembly
AAAUGGUUUACCACUGGGUUAAAAAAAAAAGGAGUUAUAGGCAUAACCACUCCUUGAUCCCCUCCAUGGCUUCAGAGUCAUGCUCCUUGAUGUGGUUCCGGAAAGGCCUGCGUAUUCACGACAACCCGGCUCUCCUCCACGCAGCCGAAGGCGCGACCAAAUGCUUCCCAGUAUUUGUGAUUGACCCGCAUUAUAUGGAGCCAGAUCCGACCGCUUUCUCGUACGGGUCCUCUAGGGCCGGGUUGAAUAGGAUCCGUUUCUUGUUAGAGAGCCUCACUGAUCUUGACUCGAGCCUUAAGAAGCUAGGCUCGCGUCUGUUAAUCCUCAGAGGAGAGCCCAGCGAAGUCUUGAUUCGCUGUUUGAGGGAGUGGAAAAUAAACAAGCUAUGCUAUGAGUAUGACAUAGAACCUUAUUACCGAGCAUUAGAUGAUAAAGUACAGAACAGCGUCCAUGCAGCUGGAAUAGAGAUUUUCACUCCUGUGAGUCAUACACUAUUUAACCCUGCAGACAUUUUGCGCAAGAAUGGGGGAAGGCCACCUCUUAGUUACCAAUCGUUUCUUAAACUGUCGGGAACACCUUCAUGGGAAUCAACCCCUCUGUCAACAUUAUCAGUGUCCUCGCUUCCUCCGAUUGGAAAGUUGGGGAACCUUGAAGUUUCAGCUGUACCAACGCUCGAAGAACUUGGCUAUAUUGACAGCAGCGAGGAUGAGAGGACACCAUUUAGAGGCGGUGAAUCAGAAGCAUUAAGGAGGUUGAGAGAGUCAAUUGCUAACAAGGAAUGGGUGGCUGAUUUUGAGAAACCCAAGGGCAACCCAUCUGCGUUUUUAAGGCCUGCCACAACUGUUUUAUCUCCCUACUUAAAAUUUGGCUGUCUCUCUUGUAGAUAUUUCUAUCAAUCCAUUCAGGAAGUUCUAAGAACUGUUAAAAGGCACACAUCUCCACCUGUUUCCCUUCUUGGACAGCUGCUUUGGAGAGAUUUUUUCUACACAGUCGCUUUUGGAACUCCUAGUUUUGAUCGCAUGAGGGGCAAUAAAAUAUGCAAACAGAUACCUUGGAAUGACAAUGAUGAACUGCUAGUUGCUUGGAGAGAUGCUAGAACAGGAUUUCCUUGGAUUGAUGCCAUAAUGGUUCAGCUGAGGAAGUGGGGUUGGAUGCAUCAUCUGGCACGGCAUUCUGUAGCAUGCUUUCUCACUCGCGGAGAUCUGUUCAUCCAUUGGGAAAAAGGACGUGAUAUUUUUGAGAGAUUACUAAUUGACUCUGAUUGGGCAAUCAACAAUGGGAAUUGGCUGUGGCUCUCUUGCUCUUCAUUUUCAUACCAGUAUCACCGCAUUUAUUCUCCCGUUUCAUUUGGGAAGAAAUAUGAUCCCAACGGAGAGUACAUAAGGCAUUUUCUCCCUGUAUUAAAAGACAUGCCCAAGGAGUAUAUUUAUGAGCCAUGGACUGCUCCUCUCUCUGUACAACAAAAAGUGAAAUGUGUUAUUGGAAUAGAUUAUCCAAAGCCAGUGGUUUCACACGGUUCAGCUAGCAAAGAAUGCUGUCAGAGACUUAGUGAAGCUUAUGAAAUGAACAAAAAGUUAAAUGGCACGGUGAGGGAUGAAGAUUUAAAUGACCUAAAAAGAAAACUUGAAGCUGGAUAUAAGAAGGCCCUGGAUCGUACAACCAAGAGGCAAAAAUGGUUAUUCAAUGGUUAACCUGCCCAUUUGCCGUUAGUUGAACAUAUGUUAACCCUGCUUAAUCUGAUGUUUUGGGAUGAUAAAAUGGGAUGAUAAAACUUGCAUUCUAAAGACAUUCUUAUUUGACACCUCCAUUAUAUAAUGAAAAGUUGAACUUAUGAUCAAUCGUAGAAUGGAGUAUUGUUAUAUAGGAACGACUUAGAAAUUAGAAUGUCCAAGUCUAAUGUUGAUCUUGCAUUACAUUUUAGAGAUCAGUGGACCACUUCACAAGUUCGUGUAAACUUGUCUCAUUUAAAAUAUAUUUAUUCGUACAUUGCAAGUUUCAUUUAAGUUUUGUUUGUGAUAUAAAUUUAAGGGAAAAUUCCCGAAAUCAG